Molecule: messenger RNA, 3285 nt
Organism: Ogataea philodendri
Lineage: Eukaryota; Fungi; Ascomycota; Pichiomycetes; Pichiales; Pichiaceae
Exons: 1
Coding region: 1-3285 (1094 amino acids)
Biological process (GO): leucyl-tRNA aminoacylation
Molecular function (GO): leucine-tRNA ligase activity; aminoacyl-tRNA deacylase activity; ATP binding
Source: RefSeq, a predicted model, not a curated record
AUGGAGGUUAAACCGAUCGUUCUCGAGAACACCAACCGUCGUGAUGCUCUGAUUGAAAUCGAAAAGAAGUACAGAAAGAUCUGGGAAGAGGACAAAGUGUUUGAGGUGAGUGCUCCUACCGACAAGGAAAUUCCUUACGGAACUUCUUAUGAGGAGCUCCACGCCAAGAACCCCAAAUUCCUCACCACCAUGGCCUAUCCAUACAUGAACGGUAUUUUGCAUGCUGGACACAGUUUUACGCUCUCUAAGAGUGAGUUCACUGCAUCUUUCGAGAGACUGAAGGGUGCCAGAGUUUUGUUCCCUCUUGGAUUCCACUGUACUGGUAUUGCCAUUUCCGCCGCUGCUGACAAGUUGAAGAGAGAGAUCGAGCUGUUUGGUGAGGAUUUCUCCAAACUUCCCGAACAAGAAGAUCAAGAAGAAGAAAAGCCAAAGGCUGCUGCAAAGAGAGAGGAUGUCACCAAGUUCUCUGCCAAGAAAUCAAAGGCCCAAGCCAAACAAGGCCGUGCCAAGUACCAGUUUGAGAUUAUGCAACAGUUGGGUAUUCCAACCUCUGAGAUCAAGAACUUCUCCGACCCAUACUACUGGGUUACGUACUUUCCUCCGCUUGUUGAAGAGCAGGUUCGUUCUUUUGGUGGAAAGGUUGACUGGAGAAGAUCUACCGUCACUACUGACUACAACGGAUUCUAUGAUUCGUUUGUUAGAUGGCAAAUGAACAAGUUGAAGCAACAAAACAAGAUCAGAUUCGGUGAGAGAUACACGAUUUACUCCGUGAAGGAUGGUCAGCCAUGUAUGGACCACGACAGACAGUCCGGAGAGGCUGUUCUCCCUCAAGAGUACACUGGUAUCAAGAUUGAAAUUACCGAGUUUGCUGAAAAGGCUCAGGAGGUCUUGAAGAAUGAGAAGUUCGACUUGGCUGGUAAGAAGGUGUACCUUGUUGCAGCAACCUUGAGACCAGAAACCAUGUACGGUCAAACGUGUUGUUUUGUGUCUCCAAAGAUUAAUUACGGAUUGUUCGACGCUGGAAAUGGAGAAUACUACAUCUGUACCGAGAAAUCUUUCAAGAACAUGAGUUACCAAAAGAUUUCCCCAGUUAGAGGUGACUACAAUUACAUUCUGAAGAUUUCUGGAUCUACUUUGAUUGGUUCGAAGAUUCACGCUCCUUUGACUCCACUGGAAGAGCUCAGAGUGCUUCCGAUGGAAACCAUUUUGGAAUCUAAGGGUACUGGUGUUGUUACUUGUGUCCCAUCUGACUCUCCUGAUGACUAUGCCACCACCAGAGAUCUUUACAACAAGUCUGAGUACUACGGCAUUAAACAGGAGUGGGUUGUCAAGGACCCAGUUCCUAUCAUCAAGACUGAAAAGUAUGGUGAUCUUUGUGCCGAGUAUCUUGUGAAGGAGUUGAAGAUCAACUCUUCUAAGGAUACCGUUCCUCUUGCAACCGCUAAAGAGCUUGCCUACAAGGAGGGUUUCUACAAUGGUGUCAUGCUCGUUGGAAAGUACAAGGGUGAGAAGGUUUCUAUUGCCAAGGAAAAGGCAAAGAAGGAUUUAAUUGCAUCUGGUGAAGCUUUUGCUUACAGUGAGCCAGAAUCUCAAGUCAUUUCGAGAUCUGGAGAUGAGUGUAUUGUUUCUCUUGAGGAUCAAUGGUACUUGGACUACGGUGAAGAAUCCUGGAAGCAGCAAGCUUUGGAAUGUCUCUCCAACCUGAACACAUACAGCGCUGAGAGCAGAAACGCUUUUGAAGGUGUUCUCAACUGGUUGAAGAACUGGGCUGUUUCUAGAAGUUACGGUCUGGGAACCAGAAUCCCAUGGGAUCCAAAGUACCUUGUUGAAUCUCUUUCCGACUCUACUAUCUACCACUCCUACUACACUGUGUCUCAUCUUCUCCACAAGGACAUCUACGGAAAAGUUCCUGGACCAUUUGGAAUCAAGGUUGAACAAAUGACCGAUGACGUUUGGGAUUAUAUCUUCUGUAACAUCGACAAGGUUGAGAGUGACAUUCCUCAAGAACAACUUGACAUCAUGAGAAGAGAGUUUGAAUACUUCUAUCCAACAGACAUGUCUGUUUCUGGAAAAGAUUUGAUUCCAAACCACUUGACUUUCUUCAUCUACUGUCACGUUGCCCUGUUCAAGAAGCAGUUCUGGCCAAAGGGUAUCAGAUGUAAUGGUCACCUGAUGUUGAACAACGCCAAGAUGUCCAAGUCUACAGGAAACUUCUUGACUUUGACCCAGAUGGUGGAGAAGUUCGGUGCUGAUGCUACCAGAAUUGCUCUUGCUGACUCUGGUGACAGUGUUGAAGAUGCCAACUUUGACGAGAGUAACGCAAACGCCGCCAUUCUCAGAAUGUACACUUUGAAAGACUGGGCCGAGGACGUUGUCAAGAACAUCGACACUUUCAGAACCGGAGAGUACAACUUCUUUGACAAAGCAUUUGACAACGAGAUGAACUCUUUGAUCAACGAGACUUAUCAGCAGUACGAUGCUACUAACUUCAAAGCAGGUCUUAAGUUUGCUCUCUUUGACUACCAAACUGCCAGAGAUUACUACAGAGAAGUUAGCAACAUUGGUGAUGGCAUGCACAAAGACUUGGUUAUCAAGUACCUUGAGACCCAGGCCAUUUUGGUGUCUCCAAUUGCCCCACACUUUGCCGAGUUCAUUUAUAAAGAAGUUCUGGGACACAAGGAGACCAUUCUGCACGCCAAAUGGCCAACUCCAAAGGAGCCACUCUCUGUUUCGUUGACCGACGCUUUGACAUACAUCAGAACCUUGUCCAGAUCUAUCAGAGAGACCGAAGGUCAAUUGCUCAAGAAGAAGAAGGGUAAGCCUGCCGACUUGAACAAGGACAAGCCAUGUGUUUUGACCUUGUUCAUCUCCAAGAGCUUCCCAGAGUGGCAGAAGAACUACGUCGAGCUCGUCAGAAAGCUUUUCGAGGAGCACAAGCUCGAUGACAACAACGCAAUCAAGUCCAGCAUUGAUGGAAAGGAUAUGAAGAAGGCUAUGCCUUUUGUUUCUACCUUGAAGAAGAGAUUGGCUACUGAGACUCCAGAGUCUGUUUUCAACAGAGAGUUGUCGUUUAAUGAGAUCGAGGUUGUGGAAUUGGCCAAGAACGUGAUUAAGAAGGCUGCUGCUAUCUGUAAUGUUGUUGACGUUAAGGCUGUCCCAAUUAGCAGCGACAGCACUUCUGGACAAGACGUUUUCACCGGUGUCACUAUCGAAGUUCCAAACAGCAAGAUCUUGGAAAGCUCCGUUCCAGGACAGCCAGCCAUUUCUAUCAAGAAUGUUGAGUAA